AUGUUGUAUGAUGAUUCCACCGUUCUCUUUAGAUCAAUAAAUGCUCUUGUUUCUCUCAAUCUACAUAUCAUGUCUUCACCGGUUGUUGUUCUUGUUCAUCACCACAAGAAUACCAUCUUCUUCGUCUUCUUCUUUCUCUCCUACCUCUUCUUCUCCGUUCAUGGCUUAACCGGAGGUUCAUCUCUAUCUGUAGAAAACACCAACGACAUUUUAGUAUCACCAAAUGGGGUUUUCACAGCCGGUUUUCAUCAAGUCGGAUAUAAUGCUUAUUGCUUCGCUGUGUGGUUCACGGAUCAACCCACGUCAGGGGGUCCCACUGUGGUAUGGAUGGCUAACCGAGAUGCACCUGUAAAUGGAAAAUACUCGAAGCUUUCAUUAUUCAAAGAUGGCAAUCUUGUCUUAAUAGACGCUGGUCAAUCGAUUAUUUGGUCAACCCACACAAAAUCAACAUCUUCUUCGUUUCUAUUGCAACUUCAUGACACAGGUAACCUUGUUCUUUAUGAAGGAGAACAAAUUCGUUGGGAAAGCUUUGAUCAUCCAACAGACACCCUUCUUCCAGAUCAACCUUUAACUAGGAACAAACUACUUGUAUCUUCAAGAAGUGCUACUAAUUACUCCUCUGGUUUCUAUAAGCUCUUUUUCGACCUUGAUAGCAUUCUUCGUAUUCGUUAUGAAGGUCUAGAAUCAACUAGCAUCUACUGGCCUGAUCCCGAAUCUCUAGGUCGGGAAGGUGGAAGAAAUCAGUACAUAAACAAUCAAAGAGCGAGCCUUGAUUCCGAGGGUCGAUUCAACUCAUCAGACGGUUUUGUAUUUUUAUCGUCUGAUUUUGGGAUUGGACCCCAAAGAAUGAUGAGGAUUGACAUCGAUGGUAAUCUAAGAGUUUACAGUCGGAUCAUUGGGCAUCAAAGAAGAAAUAAAUGGCAAGUCCAAUGGCAAGCUGUUUCCCAUUCUUGCAAGGUUCAUGGUAUUUGUGGACCAAAUAGUCUUUGUACUCAUUCACAACAUUCAGGUAGGCGAUGCGCUUGCUUAUUUGGCUACAAGAUGGUGAAUUAUGAAGAUUGGAGUUACGGAUGUGCACCCGACUUCGAGGAGUGUACACCAGAGGAUGAUGGUUUCGUGGUGAUUCAUCAAGCAGAAUUCUAUGGCUACGAUAUUCGGUAUCACCCGAACUACACUGUUAAUGAAUGCAAGAAAGAAUGCUUAGAUGAUUGCAAUUGCAAAGGGUUCCAGUAUUCCUAUGAUUAUGACAGAGCAUGCUUUUAUUGCUACAUGAAGACUUCUUUGUAUAAUGGAUACAUGCAAAUGGGGUUCUACAGUGAUAUGUAUAUCAAAUUACCGAGACAGUUGGCGUCAUAUUUUAAUCCGAAAGUGGGAUUCAGUAAAUCAAACUUCAGUUGCGCAGGCCAGAUGGGGACACCCAUAAUAAGAUUGUACGAGAAAAAACAUGAUAGCAAACUACUUAGCGACGUGGCUGUGUUAGGAUGCGUGAUUGGGUUUAUUGAGAUCAUUGGCAUAAUAAUUUUCUGGUAUAAGAGCAGGAAACACUCGGUUACAAUCAAUCAAAGUUAUUUUCCGGUAGCAACAGCCUUCAGGAAGUUCACAUACAGUGAGCUGAAAAGGGCAUCACUUAAUUUCAGCGAAGAGAUAGGUCGAGGUGGUGCUGGUGUUGUGUAUAAAGGGAUUUUAUCAGAUAACCGAGUUGCAGCAAUCAAGAAGCUCAAGAAUACAAACCACCAUGAUGAAGAUGAAUUUCAAGCUGAGAUCAGCACAAUUGGGAGGUUGAAUCACAUGAAUCUAAUAGAAACAUGGGGUUAUUGUGCUGAAGGAAAGCACAGGCUUAUUGUUUACGAGUACAUGGAGAAUGGAUCGUUGGCUGGAAACUUGCGUCUAGGGAAACUCGAUUGGGAGACACGGUUUAAUAUCGCAAAAGGUACAGCGAAAGGAUUAGCUUAUUUACAUGAAGAGUGCUUGGAGUGGGUUCUACAUUGUGAUGUGAAACCUCAUAACAUACUCUUAGAUGCUAAAUACAAUCCCAAGGUGGCGGAUUUCGGACUUUCAAAGCUAUUCGAUAGAGAUCGAAUUGUGAACUUGAACUUUUCAACAGUCCGAGGGACUCGAGGUUACAUGGCUCCUGAAUGGGUGUUUAAUCUUCCAAUCACUUCAAAAGUUGAUGUAUUUAGCUACGGGGUUGUGAUAUUGGAGAUGAUAACAGGACAGAGUCCAACUGGGAAGAAGCAACAAAGAAUCAAUGAAAGUGGGGAUAAGGAGUAUUCUCUAAUGGAGUGGGUGAGGGAUAGGAUCAAAGAGGUCGAUGGAAGCCAAUCUUGGGUUGAGGAGAUUGUAAAUUCUUCAAUAAGUGGUGAAUAUGAUCGGACCGCCAUGGAAAAUCUAGUCAGAAUUGCAUUGAAAUGUGCCGACGAAGAUAUGAAGGUGCGACCAUCGAUGAAGCAGGUGGUUAAUAUGCUUCUACAUCAAGAGAAUGAUAUAUAG
Messenger RNA from Lactuca saligna, 2490 nucleotides. The record is from the annotation of a GenBank genome assembly. Lineage: Eukaryota; Viridiplantae; Streptophyta; Magnoliopsida; Asterales; Asteraceae.